Molecule: messenger RNA, 1641 nt
Organism: Cynara cardunculus var. scolymus (artichoke)
Lineage: Eukaryota; Viridiplantae; Streptophyta; Magnoliopsida; Asterales; Asteraceae
Product: riboflavin biosynthesis protein PYRD, chloroplastic
Exons: 3
Coding region: 207-1496 (429 amino acids)
Biological process (GO): riboflavin biosynthetic process
Molecular function (GO): diaminohydroxyphosphoribosylaminopyrimidine deaminase activity; zinc ion binding
Source: RefSeq, a predicted model, not a curated record
CUUGCACCAAUUUGAGAUUCAAAACCCUUUUAAUCCGUAAAAUAACUUUCCGGCAUGUUUGGUAACAGACAAUCACUGCCCAGAGCUUCAGUCCUACUUUGAUCUAUUCAAAUUCACAAGUUGUUGGUCAAAUCCAGGUUUGCAAUCGAUAGUUUCCCCAAAGAUUUUCUGUAUUCCUGUUGGGUUUUCAUUCAUAUCCGUGAACAAUGUAUUGCCAAACGCUUCCAAUUUCAAAUUAUAAUCUCAAUCCCACGAACACCUCAUCUUCGUUUCACUGCUUAAACCCUAACGCACAGCCAAUCCAAUUUGCUAAAUUUCAAUCCGUUUCGAAAUUCAGAUUUGGGUUUUGUAAUUCAAUCAGAAGGGUAUCUGUUUCACCAAACAAUUUGAGGAAACAUGUUGGAUUAGUUGGGAUUAGAUGUGAAGGGUUACAGGGGAAAGAGGAUACGAAAGAUGAUGAUGAUAAAGUUUAUAUAAAGAGGUGUUUGGAGCUUGCUAGAAAAGCUGUUGGGUGUACCAGUCCUAAUCCUAUGGUUGGUUGUGUUAUUGUUAAAGAUGAUAAAAUUGUUGGUGAAGGGUUUCAUCCCAAAGCUGGCCAACCUCAUGCUGAGGUUUUUGCUUUGAGGGAUGCUGGAGACUUGGCAGAGAAUGCUACCGCAUAUGUGAGCUUAGAACCAUGUAAUCACCACGGAAGAACUCCUCCUUGCUCUGAAGCACUUAUCAAAGCGAAAGUUAAAAAGGUGGUGGUUGGGAUGGUUGAUCCAAACCCGAUUGUAGCCUCAAGGGGAGUGGCUAAACUACGAGAUGCAGGAAUUGAUGUAACCGUUGGCGUCGAAGAAGAAAUGUGCAAGAAGCUUAAUGAGGCAUGGAUACAUCAAAUGCAAACCGGGAAGCCUUUCGUUACCUUACGAUACUCCCUCACUAUCAAUGGUAGCCUCUCAGAUGAUCUCGGGGAAGAAUCCACAGAGGCUGGUGGAUACUACUCCAGGUUAUUACAAGAACACGAUGCUGUCGUACUUUCUUCAAAAUCAUUACAAAAGCAUCCGCUUCCAGAAUCCAAAGAACCCAAUUCCAACCAACCACUUCAUAUAGUACUCGUAAAACGUCCAGAUCUCCCUCAUCUUACCCUUCAAGAAGAAACAGCUUCAAAGGUGAUCAUAUUCACGGACCAAGAGACGGAUAUGGGAUCUGAACAAGGGAUCGAGACGGUGGUUUUGGAUAAAAUGAACUUAACGACGAUCCUGGAGCAUUGUCAACAUCAAGGACUGUGUAGUGUAUUGUUGGAUUUAAGAGGGAGUUUUGGUGACUUUGAGGAUAUCUUGAAGGGGGUUGAGGAAAACUUGGUGCAGAAGUUUGUGGUGGAAGUGUUGCCAGUUUGGGGUGAAAGCAAAGAAGAGGCCUCCUUUGAGGCAAUAAAGAUUAGCCAAAGAGCAGGUUUGAAGAACUUGGAACCCAAAACAGAGGGUAAAAGUGUCUUAUUGGAGGGUUACUUUUAGUUUAAGUAAUGGAAUAAGCUCUUUUGAUUGAUCUGAUUUGGUGGGUCCCCAGCUUUUUCAACUGUCUUUUUGUAAAAUGCAAGAAAAUUGAAGCAAACUUGUUGAAUUAUUCUCUAAUGAACAAAUAUAUAUAUUUAUAUACAAA